GUCUCAGCAGCUCGGCAUCGGGGCAGGACCGUCGCAUCCCGGAUCUGCCAGCCCUUUCAUCCAAAUUCAACAUCUUUGCUUUUUUUCCUCCUUCCCUCCCCUUUUUGGUUGCUGCACCUAAGAGAGCAUUACGGAGUACAGGCUCUGCUGGAGAUCCACAUUGUGGAUGUGGCUGCCAAAACACCUCAGAGGGGAAAGUGACGGACCGAGCGGAACCAAAUCACUGGGAUUUCUUUCAAUUUGACAUCUCCCGUUGAGGAUUCUCCCUCUUUUCACUCUUAAUUUGCAUCAGGGUCCUACCAUAAAUAUUUCCUCUUCAUAUUUGAAUGAUCAAUCCAGGACCACUUCAAACCGAUGCGUAACAGCUGGGAUCUUUUUUUUUCUUGGAAUACCGGAAUACUGCGUAACACAUAAAUCAAGCGUCCAGUUUUUUUGCCACUAAUUGCUUCAUUUGUUUGGAAAUAGCUUGGAGAUAGACUAAAGGCAAUCCAGGACCUUUCACUUUGCUCCCGAGGCGAAACGUCGAUAGCCCGAAGCGCACUUUGCAGUGCGCAAUUCUUCCUCCGAGGACCUGUUUUGCGCUGUCUGCCCAACACUAAAAUUGGCAGUCGAGCCGAGAAAAGGGCAAAAAGGCUUGAGAAGUGUUGGAUUUAAAUCGAUACGCGUGGAAGAAGAAGAAGAAGAGGAGGGUAAAGUUGAUCUCCGUUUGACAUCGACACUGCCGGAUUGGAGCAGAAUGAAGGUUUUCUAAUUGGGAGCACACAGCUUCCUCGGUGCUACAAAUCUGCAUGGAGUUCUAGCCUGCACUACGGAACAAUUUAUGGUUGGCCGCAAAACUCCCCCGGCUGUCGUACCGUUCCCACCUCGCCAUGCUGGCCUGUCUGCAGAGGAGACAGAACCCUCCACCCCAGCACCCAGUGUGUGUCAGCAAGAGCCUGGAGCCACCGCAAUCCCAUGGACACAAAUGUGAGCUGGUGGGGCCUACACAUUCCCCCCGCUACCCCACUGCAGCAGAACUUGAUGCCUACGCUCAGAAGACAGCUAAUAACCCUUUGUCUAUCAAGAUCUUCCCCACCAACAUCAGGGUUCCCCAGCACAAGCACCUUAACCGGACUGUGAAUGGAUAUGACACCACAGGCCAGCGCUACAGCCCCUACCCACACCUCCACACCGGGGGCUAUCACGGCCUACUCGCCAUCGUCAAGUCCUCUUCCUCGUCUUCAUCAUCAUCUACUUCUACUUUUGUCCCAUCAAAAGGUGUUCUCAAGAACUCCGAAGGCAGACGGACUAAGUUGUCUCCAGCCCACAUUGCUGUCGCCCCAUAUCCACCCAGUAGUAGCACUUUAGUCAGUGGCCCCAGCCAGAUGGGUUACCAAACUGGGCCCACAAAGCCUCCAGAGGGACCCGGGUUGUCGGUUCCUCCAAAUGUCACUGUAGCUGGCUCAGUGAUUCCUGUUGCCGGUGGGCGUGGCCUUGCCCUCCCCGCACAGUCCAACCUCCCUUCCAUUCAGAGCAUCAUUUACCAGAUCAACCAGCAUUGCCAAGCCCAGGCUCUGCAGCAGGUUUGUCAGGGGGCACCACCUUCCAAUUCCAGCCCCUCCAAGCAGGGCACGACAGUCAUGGGGGUCUCUUCCAACUCUUCAGGUGGAGGCUACGUUGUGGGAAUGGGUCCACAGCCCAACAUGGUGUACACAGGUCCUGGCCUGCCGCCACAGAACACAGAGGGAGUGAAGAGUGGGGUGUACGCAGAUGGCAUGGACUACAUCCUCUGGCAGAAGCAGCAGCAGCAACAGCAGCAGCAGCAACAGGCCAUGCUCAGAAUGUACAGCGGCGGCAGCGGAGGGGGAGGAGCUAUCAGCAAGUCCCCUGAAAGCUGCAUUCCAGUUGGUGGGAUCAUGGCGGGGCAAGUGUCCUCAUCCUCGUCCAGACCUUACCACAUGACAGCAAGUGCCAGUGGCGGAGGCGGAAUGGACAAAGUCAGCUCCUCCCCUUUGAACUGUGUCGGCAUGCAUGGGAAUUUCUCAGUGGGUCAGUACUUCGCCCCACCAUGGAACAGUGUCCUGGUGACACCCGACAGUGACUGCUACAACCCCCAGGAGCUUCUGGCCAGCUCUACAGGCGGCUCGGUCACAGGGCACAGAGAAGUGGCCUACCCGCACCAUCCCUAUCACCACCACCACCACCACCAUCAUCACCCCGCAAUCGACAGCGGGGGGCGUUUGUGCUGCAGCCUGCCCAGCAAGAGCAUGUGCAACACGUCUGUGCUGAGCAGUAGCUUGCAGUCUCUGGAAUACCUGAUUAACGACAUCCACCCACCCUGCAUAAAGGAGCAGAUGCUUGGCAAAGGCUAUGAGACUGUGUCGGUACCGCGCCUGCUAGACCACCAGCACGCACACAUUCGCCUCCCCGUUUACAGAUAGAGGCACAAAUGAAUCACAGGAAUCGAGUAGUGAAUUUGUAAAGAAAAUCGAAAGUGAGCGUGUGCAGAUUUGCUUUAACAAGCAUAGCAAGAAAAGCCGUUGUCGUGCUGUGUGACCCAAUCUUUGGUGGUUUCAAGUCAGGCAGUGUGAAUCCCAAAUAAAAGGAAAGCGCUAGUGAUUGCAAGUUGGAGAGUUCUCCCAAUGAUCCAUUGUGUGGUUUGCCAAUAGGAAUUUUGGAUUGAUUUGUUUUUCUGUUUCUUUUUUUUUUGUUGCUGAUGUUUUACUUGCCUGAACUUUUCUCUUUUUGUUAUUUUUCUGACAGAAUCACAGCUUGACAUGAAGUUAAAACACCACUCAUAUUCCCCCCCGAUCCCACCUUACAAAUACUAAGGAUGAAGCUACUGUGUAGGUUGUCACUGAAAUAAAUGGUCUUACACGGACCAAAGAUUAGGGCUGCUCACAACAUCCAAAACCCUAAGCAGACACGUACAAAUGGAUAGAAUGGAAAUUAUAGGCAGGACUCUAGUCUUCAAGAAUCAGCAAGUCAAAUUAGCAAAUGAUAGUUAAUGAUUAUUGAUGUUAUAAUUGAUACAUAAAUUGCACUGCUUGAAUCUUGUUAACUUUGAAGUUUGGAAUUGGGUAGUUUGGAUAUUAUAUAUUUAAGAAACUUGAAAAACUUGAACCUAUUUUAUGUUGUUUUAUAUAUUUGUAGGUAUAUUAUAUGCAUUGGCUGCUAUGGGGAAAGGUGUAUCUAAUGCUUUUUUCCACUUGGUUUGUAUGAUUUUAAUAUUCCUCUUCAAGCUAAUGUGCAGUUUCUUAUGUCCCAGUUUGAGGCAUAGUUGCUGCUUCGGUUCUGUAAGAACCUACUGUGUGAGAGAGCUUGUUUUUUUAACACUGGAAUGGACAAUUACCAAGGAGUGUUUGGGCCAUACUGAAAAGAAAAAAUGAUAUUACGCCAGUAAUGAUGCGAGAAUAAAUUUAUAUAUCUUUCAUGUCAUCAUUUUACCAGACUAAAGUUGUAAUAUUUCAAUUAUAGGCGAUACCAAUGUGUAAUGGUAUUGCGAAAAAGGUACAUGCACAUGAUGAAAUCUCUUUUGUUGGGUUUAUUUCAUCAGCCAACAUUACUAAAUUUUCUAUAACAGAGUCAACCCCCGCCACAUUGCGGUUACAAUUUCAUAGCUUCACUCUUAUCACGGUUUUUCAAACAUAUAUUAAUUCAUAAAUCAUGUUGUUUUGUCGACAAUAUGCCUGUUGAAAAUUUAAGCACGUGUAUGUUUUGUCUACAUGAAGCUAUUGCAAGCAGACAAAUUGUUCAAUUAACUAGUAUACAAACAAAAGAUGCAUUCAAAUUGUGAAUGUUAUAUUCUAUAUUGGGCACUCUGUGUCAGUAAUUGUUCUGUAAGACAACAACCAGACUGGAUGGUCAUAACAACAGGCUUUUAUUGCAGGUUUAAAUGAUAUCACUACACACCGAACACAUUUAGUACAACAUACACAAGCUUUUUAUGUCCUUAAUUACUUAAUUUCAACUAUAUUGGGUAGUAAAAAUGUAAAGAUGACUAUUAUUUCAUGUCUACAGGGCUCUAAUUAUGUUGAAACCCACAUUUAGAAGAUUAUAAACAGGUUUUCUAUGCCAUAAAUACAAAAUUAUUAAAUUUAUAAAGAAAUAAUCCUACAACUAUCACAGUCAGGUGUGGAACCAAUUAACUACGAUAAAAGAGGGAUGACUGUAUCACUAAAUGUUUUUUUUUUCUUUUCAGUGUUGCCUUAAUACUCCAUUGUAACAAUAAAUCUUGAAAUACGUAUUUAAAUGGAACCUGACAAAGGCAAGAAAAAGAAAUGUUACAAUGACGAAUGUGACUGGGAGGUUACCGACAUAACCAGACAUGUACGUUUGUUUAACGCGGGUAUGUGGCCGAGUGCAUGUGAGCGCAGAUGUGUGUGUGUGUGUGUGUGCGCGCAUUUUAGCUCUUCAAAAUCCUCAGACUUUUUAUUUUUCUGUGUGUCAUUUCAAGAUUUCUACCACAGUCCUAUAAACAUAUCUGAGUAAUGUACAGAUUUUGCUCCCUUUUUAAUGGAGGCUUGAGUGACUCCUUUCAAAGUGGUAAGUGUAUCACGUCUGCCUUCUCUGUCAGGUUUUAUUCUAAACUACAGAGAAAAAAAAAGCUGAGAAAGACGUGAGUCCUAUUUGGGGAGAUACUAUUCACUCCUCUUGCAAAUAAAAAUGAAAACAAUCAUUUGCUCUUCUUCUGGCGUCAGAUGAAAAGAGACAAGGGUCACUGCUUUUUCGUUUUAGCCCCUGGUAGGGAUGCAUUUAGCCUGGGCCGGUCUUAACUAGAUGAUUCAGAGCGGUGAAAUAUUUAUUAUGACUGUGAGAUUCCCUUGAAUGUACUGCACUUAAAUUACUGCGAUGUUUUAUUGCCUUGUGGGAUUCAAGUGAAAGAGGAAAAAAUUGGAUCAGUGCAGCAGACCUCUGGUCUUGAAAUUAGCAUUUCUUUUGUCAGUGGAAUUUCAAUGCUAAAUUGAAUUUAUUAAAUAAAGAGACAGAUGGAGCUUUGUUGUGGGGAAAUACUGGCAUCAGUCUAGAUUUAUGAAGUGCAAUUAUUAUGACUGUAUGAACAUUUUUUUCUCUGAGCUUACACCAAAAAAAUGUAAACUACAGUUGUCAAUACAUUCCCAAUGUACCACAUCCCUAAUCCUUAUCCUUUUUAUUUUGGUUCUGUUUUGAGGUGUAAAAUAAAUCUCUUUUAAGAAUAUAUGCAGGCCACAUCCUGGCUUUGUUGU
Messenger RNA from Doryrhamphus excisus (bluestripe pipefish), 5204 nucleotides. RefSeq names its product family with sequence similarity 222 member Aa (gene fam222aa). The record is from RefSeq and is a predicted model, not a curated record. NCBI's taxonomy places the organism in Eukaryota, Metazoa, Chordata, Actinopteri, Syngnathiformes, Syngnathidae.